Molecule: messenger RNA, 1143 nt
Organism: Talpa occidentalis (Iberian mole)
Lineage: Eukaryota; Metazoa; Chordata; Mammalia; Eulipotyphla; Talpidae
Gene: TSPAN32
Product: tetraspanin 32
Exons: 9
Coding region: 1-1143 (380 amino acids)
Cellular component (GO): membrane
Source: RefSeq, a predicted model, not a curated record
AUGGGGCCUCGGCGCAGAGUCAGGGUCGCCAAGUGCCAGAUGCUGGUCACCAGCUUCUUUGUCCUGGUGCUGGGCCUCUCUGUGGCCGCCGUGGCAGCCCUCACCUACUUUGGGGCCCACUUUGCCGUCAUCAGCCGCGCAGCCUGGGAGAGGGCACCCCACGGGCCAGCGCACUUCUGGGCCGUCUCCUUGGGCACCGGGCUGGCGGGGCUCCUGAUUCUGGGGGCCCUCCUGAGCGCCGCCGCCACGGUGAGGGAGGCCGCGGGCCUCAUGGCGGGGGGCUUCCUGUGCUUCGCGCUGGUGUUCUGCGCCCUGGUGCUCGUGGCCUUCUGGCGGUUCCAGACCCCCAUGCCGGUGGAAGACGCUGCCCUGGAUGCCUACGACCUGCUGUACGACCGGGCCCUGAGGCGCUCGCCCGCAGCCCCGAGCCGGGAGCUGGUGGCCGUCCAGGACACGUUCCUGUGCUGCGGGAAGAGCUCGCCCUUCGGCCUCCUGGGGAGCGCGGACGCCCACCUGUGCCAGGGCCCAGAGGCGGCGCGGCAGGGCUGCCUGUCACGCAUCCGGGGCUUCCUGAGGACCCACGCGACCAUCGCCUCCGCGCUGACCACCUUAGGCCUGGCCUGCACGGUUUACGCCAUGCUGCUCAGUUCCUUCCUCUGGUUCGCCAUCCGCGCGGGCUACAGCUUGGACCGCAAAGGCAAAUACACCCUGAAAUCAAGCCCGGUUGAGGGACAAACCCGCACCCGGCAGCACGUGCCGAGGCCCCGGCCAGGCCGCCUCCGGGCGCCCGCGGACGACACCGCCACGAGCGACAGCGUCUGCCGAGGACAGGCGGCCCGGGGGCCGGGCCGGGACUCGGCCUGGCUCGCGCUGGCGGCGGGGGAGACCGGGCAGCGGGAUCUGAAGGAACUUGCCGGCCAGAGCAUGCUCGGGAGCUCUCGCCGCCUCGGAACACGCAGCCGCACACCGCGGGCGCCAGACUGCCCGCGCCAGCGCCCGGAGGCCUGGCCUGCUCCGGCCUCUCCGCGAGGAGGGAGGACGGGCCUCCUGGGGAUUUCCAGAGUUCCUGGAAAGCGUCUCUACGUCAAGUCUCCGUUUAGAAUUGGAUUUGGGGAAGUCCGUGGAAAGCAUAAAAGAUGUUAA